Molecule: messenger RNA, 1788 nt
Organism: Brassica napus (rape)
Lineage: Eukaryota; Viridiplantae; Streptophyta; Magnoliopsida; Brassicales; Brassicaceae
Exons: 6
Coding region: 1-1788 (595 amino acids)
Molecular function (GO): zinc ion binding; nucleic acid binding
Source: RefSeq, a predicted model, not a curated record
AUGGCUAGAGAAAGAAGUCAAAGCUAUUCAGAGUCAACUCGCAGUUCAACACCAGAUAUCAGAAUCGAUCGACAGGACGCGAGGAAAUCGCUCGAUGUACACGAUAGUCCAGUGCAUGGAGAUCAUCCCGCAGCUCAUGCAUCUCCUGCCGCUCAUAUUCCACCGGCCCCUACAGCUUAUAUUCCACCGGCCCCUGCCGCACCUAUUCCGGCAGCACAACCUCAACCAGCGCCAACCGAUCCAGCUAAGAUAGCACUUCUGGAACUGAUGGCUGAGAUGGUGAAUUUGCAAUAUCAAGCAUUGAAUGCACAGCAAGAAGCACAGCAUGCUCAGCCAGCUCCAGUACCUACCACUUCUCACCCGGACUUCCUGAAGAUAGUCAUGAUUAUGAAGAACUUGGGGACGAAGCAUUACCAGGAAGGCACUGAUCCCUUUGAAGCUGAUGCGUGGCUUCACAAUCUCGAACAGAACUUUGCUGCAACCCGUUGUCCGGAAGAAUUUAAGAAGGAUGUGGCUGUUUACUAUCUAGAAAAGGACGCCAUCACGUUCGUUCGAAAGUACUUCCCACCGGAAGCCCCUGAUCGAUUGGAGAUUAAAUUCAUGGAGCUAGUUCACGGAGGAUUAUCUGUUAGGAAGUAUGAGGCAGAGUUCACCCGUCUCAGGAAGUAUGUCCACUAUGGUCGAGUGGACGAGAUGAUGAUUAUCCGUAAGUUCCUUCGAGGACUUAACCCAUAUAUCAGGAGCAGACUUGAGGCAGUAGAGUUUCAUAGGCUUUCUGAUCUUGUUGAGCGUGCUGUGAAUGUUGAGGAGGCCAUUGCUGCUGAGAGAGCUUCUUCUAGCAAUCCCGCACAACCUAGACGUCCAUCUGUUCCGUUCCAGCCUCAGCCGCAUUCUGCUCUGGGCGAUAUUAGGAGAGAUUGUCCGACCGUGGGACAGUUCCAACCGGCUGUACCAUCUCACAUCACUUGUUUCACGUGUGAAGAGGGAGGACAUUACGUGACAUCAUGUCCACGCACUCAUCUUGCUGAGCCUGUUGUUUCGAGUGCUCGACCCGUCAGACCAGUUAACCCACCUUUACCCUUACCUCCUGCUAAGUGUCAAGCCACUUCUGGUAGGGCUUACGCUUUAGAGUUACCAGGAGCAUCCGGACCACCUCAGGCUCUGAUUUCAGGAGCAACACAUAGUUUUGUAGCUCCCGAAGUAGCAUCCAGAUUCGAUGGAGAAUUCAAGGUGAAUUUAUCCAUUCCCGUUCUAACUCCCGGAGAUCAAGUUCUUGAAACUGAAGUCUGUAUUCUAAGAGUUCCAAUCAUUAUCCAAGAUAUGGUUUUUCCUGCUCAUUUGUUAGUUCUCCCAUCAGAGAGGUACAAGGAGAAGGGUGAAGAAGUAUACUUAGUGACUUUAGUUGUUGGACCAGUAGAAGACGAGAAAGAGCAGAACAUGGAAGAAAUACCAGUAGUCAGAGAAUAUGAGGAUGUGUUUAAGGCAUUAGAGGGAUUGCCGCCGUCUAGGAGUAACCCCUUUAGUAUAACCUUAGAACCUGGAUCAUCUGCAAUAGCGAAGGCACCAUACCGAAUGGCACCAGCAGAACUCGCUGAGUUGAAGCAUCAGUUAGCUGAUUUGUUAGACAAAUGUUUCAUACAUCCUAGUUCAUCACCAUGGGGAGCACCCGUGCUAUUUGUAAAGAACAAAGACGGAAGCAUGCAGUUAUGUAUUGAUUAUCGUGGAAUCAAUAACGUAACCAUAAAAGACAAGUACCCACUCCUAAGAAUUGAUGAGCUAUUAGACUAG